Fukomys damarensis (Damara mole-rat) is the source of this 1011-nucleotide messenger RNA. RefSeq names its product serpin family B member 11 (gene Serpinb11). Gene Ontology annotation, molecular function: serine-type endopeptidase inhibitor activity. The transcript has 4 exons. The record is from RefSeq and is a predicted model, not a curated record. Bases 143 to 796 code for a protein of 217 amino acids. NCBI's taxonomy places the organism in Eukaryota, Metazoa, Chordata, Mammalia, Rodentia, Bathyergidae. Gene Ontology annotation, biological process: negative regulation of endopeptidase activity.
UUAUCAAGCCAGACUUCAAACUGUGGACUUUGCACAAUCUACAGAAGAAACAAGGAAAACUAUUAAUACUUGGGUUGAAAAGAAAACAAAUGGAAAAAUCACAAACCUCUUCGGAAAGGGCACCAUUGACCCUUCCUCUGUAAUGAUCCUGGUGAAUGCCAUAUAUUUCAAAGGACAAUGGCAAAAUAAAUUUCAGGAAAGUGAGACAGUUAAAUCCCCUUUUCAACUAAGUGAGGGUAGAAGAGUAACUGUGGAAAUGAUGUACCAAACUGGAAUAUUUAAGUUAGCUGUCAUAAAGAAGCCACAGAUGCAAGUUCUUGAGCUGCCCUAUGUUCACAACAAAUUAAGUAUGAUUAUUCUGCUGCCAGUGGGCACAGCUCAUCUAGGACAGAUAGAGAAGCAGCUGAACGUGAGGACAUUUCAGGAGUGGACCAACUCUUCUAACAUGAUGGAGAGAGAAGUGGAGGUGCAUAUCCCCCGAUUCAAACUCCAAAUCAAAUAUGAGCUAAAUUCCCUGCUAAAAUCCCUAGGGAUGACAAAUAUCUUCAACCCAGCCAAUGCUGAUUUCUCUGGAAUGUCACCAGACAAGGGCCUGUAUUUAUCAAAAGUUAUCCACAAAUCCUAUGUGGAUGUCAAUGAAAAGGGCACUGAGGCAGCAGCAGCCACUGGGGACAAUAUUGCUGUAAAAAGACUCCCCAUCCGAGAUCGGUUCAUGGCAAACCAUCCUUUCUUGUUCUUUAUAAGGGACACCUGUACUGGUAUGCUUCUUUUUGCUGGCAAGCUUGCCUCUCCAUAAACAGAGGGAGGUGAGGGACACCAGGGAGGUAGGUGUAGGGCAGAUAAAGGACCAUAGAUCAUAGUGCACAUACCUCUGUGCCUCAGCUUGUUCACCUGUAAAAUAGGUCACUUCAACUCAUUGCAUGAGUUGGUGAAGGUUAUCUGGCUUUCUUAUCUUUGGGUCCUCGUGUGAGUGCUGUCUUUGUAAUAUGAUUGAAUUAAUGAGAAAUGUUU